Messenger RNA from Sphaeramia orbicularis (orbiculate cardinalfish), 4751 nucleotides. It is a transcript of the gene esr2a, whose product is annotated as estrogen receptor 2a. Lineage: Eukaryota; Metazoa; Chordata; Actinopteri; Kurtiformes; Apogonidae. Gene Ontology annotation, biological process: estrogen receptor signaling pathway; regulation of DNA-templated transcription; cellular response to estradiol stimulus. The record is from RefSeq and is a predicted model, not a curated record. Gene Ontology annotation, molecular function: zinc ion binding; steroid binding; sequence-specific DNA binding. Gene Ontology annotation, cellular component: nucleus.
CUCGUCCUGCGCUCAGCUCGUGCGCACCACGCACCACCUCCCACGACACUUUUCCCACGACACUUUCCCCCUCAUGGCAUUGGAACGAAACCUCAAACUGUCCGACUAAACUUUCUCUGCACUCGCCGGAGGAAGAGGUAAAAUGUCCAUCGCAUAUCUCUGAUCUGAGUCCAUCUGCUGCCUUUCGCUGAUGUGACACCCAUGGCUGGACGGAGACUGACCUCUGAACAUCUUUUCUCCCACAAAAAGACUGGUCCUGCGCUCAGUACCUGUGGAAUCAUGUUUUAUUUUGAGGCAUUUGUUCACCAUGUGAGCUCAUAGGUGACAUUAAUCUAAGCGUGGGUGGCUCUGCUGGUUUUUGCAGUUAGUUGUGUGUCUUGCAAUUGUGGAUAAUUUACCACAGUGAGUCUAACACAACACCGGAGGUAAAUAUGAGUGCGUCUUAGGUUCCUUGGGUCGUUUGUUGAUGAUGUAGUUGAUCUAUAGUUACUGAGACUUUAUGCAGUUGUAAUGGCUGCUGCCUCCCCAGAGAAGGAUCAGCCCCUUCUGCAGCUCCAGGAGGUGGACUCCAGUCGAGUGGGCGGUCGUGUCCUCUCCCCCAUCCUCAGCUCCUCCCCCUCGUCCGCGCUGUCUCUCGAAACCAGCCAGCCUAUCUGCAUCCCCUCUCCUUACACUGACCUCAGCCACGACUUCACCACCUUACCUUUCUACAGUCCAACCAUCUUCAGUUAUGCGAGUGCAGGCAUACCGGACUGCUCCUCCGUGCAUCAGUCUCUAAACACACCUUUAUUCUGGCCCAGCCAUGGCCACAUGGGGUCACCCAUACCCCUGCACCGCUCCCAGGCUCAUCCCCAGCAAGGCCAGGCAAUCCAGAGUCCAUGGGUGGAGCUGUCACCAAGGGACAGUAUCUUAAUGACCAGCAAGAGUCUGAGGAGGCAAUCCCAGGAAAGUGAGGAUGGUGUGGGGUCGUCGGGUGGGAAAGCUGACCUCCACUACUGCGCUGUGUGUCAUGACUACGCCUCAGGGUACCACUACGGAGUCUGGUCGUGUGAAGGGUGUAAGGCUUUUUUCAAGAGGAGCAUCCAAGGACACAAUGACUACAUAUGUCCAGCUACCAAUCAAUGCACUAUAGACAAGAACCGCCGUAGCUGUCAGGCCUGCCGUCUUCGCAAAUGCUAUGAAGUUGGCAUGACCAAGUGUGGUAUGCGAAAAGAGCGUGGGAAGUCGAGGAACCAGCAGAUGAGGCGAGUGACCCGUUUGUCGUCACAGGGCAGAACCACUGGGCCAAAGCUGUUAACUGGACCAGCACUAGGUUUACUAAGUGAACCUCGCCCUCCUGUACUGACCCCAGAACAGCUGAUUGAGCGAAUAAUGGAGGCAGAGCCGCCAGAGAUCUACCUCAUGAAGGACAUGAGGAGGCCGCUGACCGAAGCUAACGUUAUGAUGUCUCUCACCAACCUGGCUGACAAAGAGCUGGUUCACAUGAUCAGCUGGGCCAAGAAGAUCCCAGGGUUCGUGGAGCUCAGCCUCCUGGACCAGGUCCACCUGUUGGAGUGCUGCUGGCUGGAGGUGCUGAUGGUUGGACUGAUGUGGAGGUCUGUGGACCAUCCAGGAAAACUCAUGUUCUCCCCUGACCUCAGCCUGAGCAGAGAAGAGGGGAGCUGUGUCCAGGGCUUCGUGGAGAUCUUUGAUAUGCUGUUAGCUGCCACGUCCAGAGUGAGGGAGCUGAAGCUGCAGAGGGAGGAGUACGUCUGCCUCAAGGCCAUGAUCCUCCUAAACUCCAACAUGUGCAUCAGUUCGUCAGAAGGCAGCGAGGACUUGCAGAGUCGGUCUAAGUUGCUGCAUCUCCUGGAUGCCGUCACAGAUGCUCUGGUGUGGGCCAUUGCCAAAACAGGCCUGUCCUUCCGCCAACAGUACACCCGCCUCGCCCACCUGCUCAUGCUGCUGUCACACAUCCGGCAUGUCAGCAACAAAGGCAUGGACCACCUGCACUGCAUGAAGAUGAAAAACAUGGUGCCUUUGUACGACCUGUUGCUGGAGAUGCUGGAUGCCCACAUCAUGCACAGCUCCCGUCUGCCUCGCCGGCCUUCACAGCAGGAGACAAUGGACCAGAUGGAGGUUCCUGCACGGCCCCAUGGCUCACACAACAGCCCCUCCAACACCUGGACUCCAAGCACCACUGGACAUGGAGGUGAACAGCACCAGUCAGAACAGAUCAAAUCACCUCACUGAUGCCUCGCAAUUCAGACGCGCUGAAUUUUCACCACGCACAAGACUGAUGAGAUGUUUUACUCGAACAAUCUGCAGAGCGAUACUUCUGUCGUCGCUUAACUGGUGAAAAGUAUUGUGGCACUAUGUAGAAAUUUUGAUGUUCAAAGCUAAAACUACAAAUGCAGACAUGCCAAACUUGUAUUAUUGCCUUACCACAUCGAACAGGAUGCAGAACAAACUAGCUUAAACGUCCACGUAAUUUUAUUGCCUUGAUUCUUUUGGGCUGUGCAUCUAAUUUCCUACUGGUUAGCAGUUGAGCAAGAAAAUAUGAUUGUACUCUUCACAACUAAUAUGACAGCUUUGAUACACUCUGACAUGGGUUUAGAAAGGACAGAGCUAAAAAAAAAAAAAUCAUCAAAUUGAAGUAGUAUGUAAGAAUAAUGGCUUUUCUGGCUUCUAAAUCAGAUCCAUAACGAUGGAGGUCCAACAAAGAAUUAUUUCUCUGCAGAAAAAUGCAGAUUAGAGUGAUGAUACACAUGCAGUAUCACUACAGUUCAGUGGUCUCAUAAACUGAUACAGCAGAUCUGAAUAAACAUAGGGAACCAUAGAGCUGAAACAUUUAUUAUUAAAUAAUUAGUCUCCCAUGUGACAAGAUGGCAGUUGUAAAAUGUACAGUGAUUGACUGUAGCUGUGAUGCAUCUUAUUACUACAGCUCCCAUAUUUUAGGUACAAAAAUUCAUGGGAGCAUCAGCUGUUAAAUGUUUAACUAAAUUUCUAUUCACAGCGCAGUAGUUUUUAUUGUAUAUUACAGUUUUUUCAAUUUUGCAUUAUGACGAAUUGGGGAAAAAAUAACAGCUGAAGCCUAGCAUGAAGACGCUGACCUAAAACGUAACCUCAGCAAGACUGUUACGUAGCUGACAGGUUAACACAGAAGUCAUGUCUAAUGAAUUCCUUUGAGACAUCAGAUGAUAAUUUCUAAUACUCCAUCAGCUGUUUACAGCCAUCCUGAUAGGGGACCUCCAUCUGACCACCAAAGCACGCUUUACAGCACCUGCUUACAGCUAAGGGCUUUUUCCACAUUAGUUCCCCCUGUCCUGUCUUUAUUGUUGAGGAUAUUUCUGUAGCUUCUUGUGAAGAAUCAUAACCACUGUUGUUUUUAUGACAAAGUUGCACUCAUAUGUUGAGUUUUGCUAGAAAAAAAAAAGUCUAUUUUUGUAUCUUAGUAUUCGCUUUCCUGCUGCAGCUUCGACAAUCAGGAUGAUGGAAAAAUGCAUAUAAUCAGCAAAUACCUAGACUUUAAAAACAUUGAUCACCGUGCACUGAUGUACCAGUUUAGGCUUCAUCUCUUACCUUGUGGUCACUGUUCAUCAUAUCAUACAUCACAUACUGUAUUUUCAUUGCAACAUUUAAAGUGAAGGGAUUAUUGCUUCAGUUACCAGACCUCAUCUCCUUUUCUGUUUAUUAUUAAUGGACAGACUCACUAUUUUCUACUAGUCACAAGCCACAUAGACAUAAGUGCUCUUGUAAUUAUCGCCCAAGAUCCUUUCCUAUUGUACUUGUAAUGUAGCAUGAUGGGAGGAAAAACUUUGUACUGUGCAAAAAUGACAGUUUCCAAGAAAAAAUGGCCUUUUUGGGUUUCCAUCCUGCAGUAAUAGCAACAAAAACCUGUAACUUUUUAGAUCGCAACUCUGUUUGUCCUAAUCAGUUGACUGGAAGCUCAAUAUUAACUGUAGAACAAGUUAAUAUUUCACAAAAUUCUUACUUUUGGUUGCCAUAAUUCCAGGUCAGAUUCUGUAUGAACAAAAAAAGUGUAAUUUGUCUCAUGUUCAGAAAAAUGCAGUAUAUUCAAUGUAUUUUUAAACAGACUAUGGGAUUUCCAUUAUGGCUUGGACUUAUUAUUGCCUUAUAGUAUUAUAAACUGACCUGUAUUAAAAGUGCAUUUCAAACGACUUUUUAUAAAUUAGAGAUUAACCAGUAAUAGCAACCAAGGUUUUUCACUGUAAUACCAAAAUAACUUUCAAAACAUUCGUAGCAGACUAUAUGCAACUCAUUGGGAUCCAGUUUAAUACAUAAGACUGUUUAUUUUGGGAUAAUUUCUGUUUACCCCAAUUUCUCUGUAAGAUGAAUCAUGUCCAUGCUGUAAAUAUUCCCCAAAUGUCUGGUUUAAAUUGUUUUUUUCUGUUUAGUGGCAAAGAAGAAACUUUAACAUACCAUUACAGUGCCUCACAUUAAAUCCCGGAUCUAAAAUUAACAGUGUGUUUGUGGAUUUAAUAGGGCUUUUCUCACACACUGCUUUUUGUUCCAAUCUGGGCAGUUCAAUGCAAUGAGGAAAAAAUGGACUGAACAAAUAAAGUAAUGACAGUGUUUACUAGCAAAAAAAAAUUAGGGGCAUAAAUCCACUGUUUUGAUCAUUAUAAAUAGCAUUAUAUUAUUACAUUCUGUACAUACACAUGAUGCUUUUCUAUAGUGUCAACAGUGCAUUUGUUCAUGUGGAAAUGUCUACUCCAGCCUAGAAAAAUCUGCAAAUGUAAAAAAAAAAA